Triticum aestivum (bread wheat) is the source of this 2340-nucleotide messenger RNA. RefSeq lists its product as uncharacterized. The coding region runs from base 109 to 1632 and encodes 507 amino acids. Lineage: Eukaryota; Viridiplantae; Streptophyta; Magnoliopsida; Poales; Poaceae. The record is from RefSeq and is a predicted model, not a curated record. The transcript has 6 exons.
UUACAACUGAGUGAAUCCCAUCACGUCUGCUAGGCGGCCAGCGGCCAUCGGUGUCACUCCGCCACUCCGGCCCCAUUCGACAGAGACAUCACCGGCAGCAGGUUAAUAAUGGCGCUUCGCGCGGCGGAGCUCCGGCGACUCCUCCUCCUCCGCGGCGGGGCGGUCCUCCCGCUCCCGCUCGCGUCGCGCUGCCGGCCGGCGAGCACGGCCGCCCGUGACGACGAGGGAGCAGGGGGCAACGCCUACGACGUGCUCGGGGUGGGAGAGACGAGCUCCUCCGCGGAGAUCAAGGCCUCCUUCCACCGCCUCGCCAAGGAGACCCACCCCGACGUCGCUGCCGCCGCCGGUUCCCGACGGUUCCUUCAGAUCCUCGCGGCCUACGAGAUCCUAUCCGAUUCCCAGCGAAGGGCGCACUAUGAUAGCUUCCUGCGCUCGCAGAGGCUAGUUAUACAGAAGCAUCCCAGGCCAUCGCAAUAUGUAUAUCCAUAUCCAUAUAGUUCAGGCAUUGUGAUGCCUAGAGAAAGUAAUGUUGUCGAGUGGCUUAAAUGGUACAGGCUUACUGUUGAUGACAUUGUUACAAAAAAGAGAAUCGCGACGGGUUCAGGUUAUUUCGAUAGACUUGAGAGUGAACUGUACUCUGCAGUCCAUGCUGCAUACUAUGGCCCCGAGGUUGAGUCCAUGGAUCUCCUUCCUGAUUGCUUUGAAGCCGAGGAGAGGUCUGUGUAUGAGACAUCUGAGCUAUUGCACCUUGUAUCUGGCCGUGAUCUGCUUGGUAUUGUCAGUCUAGUCGAUAGCGUCCGAGAGCGGUCUGAUGCUUGUCGUGAGAAGCUGACACAUUCUGGUUCUGCAACCUGCGGCGUUAGUCCAAAUGUUGCAGUAAACGGGGAGAAAUGUUCAAUACCUAGGCAUGCAGAUAUUCACAAGCAAGAGAAUGAGGAUAGUGACAGUAUCCCAUCAGAUGCCUACAAGGACAUUGAAUUGCAGAUAUGUGGGAGAGUAGUGGCCACUGCAAAUAGGAGGCUCAAGUGCAAUUGCAUUGACAAUUCAGACAUGGAAGAUCACAUACAUGUAUUUCUUGUUCCAAAUGAGGUGGUUGCACCUGAUGUGAUGCAAGAGCAUCUCCUCCUUGGAACAAUCACUGGGUUAGACACCAGUGGAGAGGAAGGAUCUUGCUGUGUCUAUGAUGGCCAUGGAAUAAAGACCCAUGUAAUUGUUAAGCACAGGACACUGAUGGUUAAACACAUGCACUGGUAUCAAUUUGGAGAUGAAGUUUCACCCUGCGAGUGUCGAUGUAGCAGGGCUCGGUUGCCACCCAGCAGGUUUUGGCUUUUUGAGCCACGGUGUUAUAUGCAUGACACUGGCGGUUGGUACAUCGAGACAUUUGGGAGAGACAAGAAAGGGAGGACAACUCCAUCGCCGAGACAUUGGCAUGGUGUCAAUGAACAUUCUGAAAAGAGAUUGCAUCCAGCACUGUAUCUGGUGGCUCUGGCAUACAGAUCUUUAGAUCUUGAGGAUGCUCAAAGAAGAAAAUGGAGCUUUAGGAGUUUCCUAGAGCUGCAGUUGUCUCAUAUUCGUCAGUUAAGCAAAAAAAUCUUUAGUGGUAAAAAUGGAGUUGAUAUGGGAGUACCAUGAGAAACGAGCAGCAGUUUCAGGAAUUCAAUGUUCUUGUUUGACAAUAUCUUUGUGAUCACUAAAACUUUCUCAAGCUGUUCACUAUUCUGCAUGGAUGACGUAAACCAUGCUGAUGUCUGAUGUCUGGAAUUACAAACCGAUUUCCAUGAAAUAGAUGAUCUUACGAUGCCAUGCUCUUUCAUCAUAUUCUGGCGUGGCGCCUGGCGAAGAAAGUGAGGUGCCAGUUUAAUGGCAUAUUAAUUUUACCACUAGAGCAGUAGACAACAGGUGGUGGCACUUGCUGGCUGUGCUAUAUUCGGCAAGACAAGGCAAAGCUGGCUGAGCUAUUAUUAACAUCCUAAGGUAGUAUGCCACUUCGAAAGUCAUUGCAUUCUCCGCUGCUAUAAAAGUUUGGUUUUUAGCAUUUCUGGAGUGCCUAGGGUUAGGUUUAUCUAUUUCCCUUCCCGCAAAAAAAAGGUUUAUCUGUUUCCCAAAGUAUAAUGAGUUUUUUUUUCGACAAAGGGUGGAUUCAAAGUAUAAUGAGUACAUAAAGUAAUAUGUCUGAUGGCAAGUGCUGUUCCCAGGGAAAGUCUUGUGAAUUCCAUCAGGAGUGAACUGACAGUUGUAAGUUUAUGAAGUGUGAUCAGGCGCUUUUUUGGGGGUAGAAAAGGCACCCAAAGGGCAGCUUAUAUCUGAUAAUUAUCAAGUAAAACAAUAGACAUUACUCCC